Messenger RNA from Trichoderma virens Gv29-8, 1104 nucleotides. RefSeq lists its product as uncharacterized. Lineage: Eukaryota; Fungi; Ascomycota; Sordariomycetes; Hypocreales; Hypocreaceae. Bases 1 to 1104 code for a protein of 367 amino acids. The transcript has 2 exons. The record is from RefSeq and is a predicted model, not a curated record. Gene Ontology annotation, molecular function: acyltransferase activity, transferring groups other than amino-acyl groups.
AUGUUGCAUUCUUUAUCGGCUACCAUUAACGGGCCAAGCGGCCCUUUGAAUGUUGUCUUUGGGGAAGGGACUCCCGAGCAGCGCCUCUCAUGCUGCGAAGUUAUCGUUGCCGCUUUUGCGCCGUCUUUUCCGGCCUCCGCCUGCGUGGAACAUGAGGAGUAUCUAUCGCGGCACCCGUUGUCUCUCAACAAAGGCACCCGCUUUUGGUGUAUAUCCAUAGCAGACAACCCAGGAACUAUUCUCGCAUUGUGCAAGACGAUACGUCGGCGGUUCCUCGUGCGGGAUAGCGAGUCAAUUCAUGAAGAGGAUGGUUAUUGCAUCGGCACCGUCGCUACCCAUCCUCAUUACAGACGGCUAGGACUUGCGACCUUGCUCAUCAAACACGUUGCAGAAUGGCUGGAUGGGCCAGCUGACGCGGCGGCGAGCAUGCUGUAUACCAGCGUCGGUGACUUUUAUGUUGGUCAUGGUUGGCAGAUGAUAUCCUCAAUCAUAUCGAAUAUAACAAACCUCUCCGGUGAUUUUCAUUCAGGAAAUCGCGCAGAUCUGCCCAGCACCCGUCUCCUAACAAAUGAGGAGAUUCCAGCACUGUGCAUGCGCGACGUGGCAGACUUGAAUGAAAGUUUCAAGAAGCUGUCAGUCAGACCUGAUGAGGUGCACCUCGCCGUUCUCCCGUCGCCCGAAAUGGUCACCUGGUUGCACGAAUGGGGCGAUUUCCUCAACAACAAGCGGGGUGGCGAGGCGCCUUAUGCGCACGGCGCGAUCUGCGAAGCUGCCGACACUUGGAUAUACUGGCAUCACGGCUUCCAGCACCUGGCAAUAUCAAGGGUGAGAACCCCUCCGGGCGUCGGCCUAGGUUCCCCCGAAGUACUGGCUAGUUUGCUACUGGAUGCUUUAGAGGAAGCCCAUAGAUGGAAGUUCCCGAAGGUUGUCGUCUGGGAACCAAGCCCUGAAUUGAUUAGUGCAAUGAACCUCAUUUCGAAGAAGGUUAGUGUCGAGGUGGAAACCAAGCCGAGGCCGAAUAGCAUUACGUCGCUAAGAUGGAAGGGCUCAGACGAGACAAAGAAGACCACUAUUCAUUUAAAUGAGGUAUACGCAUCGUGUUGA